CACAACAAAGCGAUGACAAAAUAGUAAGAAAAAAUACAUCAUAAUUUGAUGAUUGAAACAUGAAAUGCUGAAGUCAUUGAUAAGCGGGUUUCGCAUACAUGGAUCAACGGUAAAAUUUAUCAAUUAUACGAAAAACAAUUUAUUACGUGACUGCACGAAAGGGCGAAAAAUGGUUAAGUUUUUGGGACAAACGGAGGCGAUAAACAUCGAUAAGGAUUUAUUUGAAAAAUACAAAUUCAGCGUCGAUCAGCUGAUGGAAUUAGCUGGCCAAAGUUGCGCCAUUGCAAUAGCAAAAUGUUAUCCUUUGCGAACAAAUUCUUCAAAUUUUGUACUCGUGUGUUGCGGUCCAGGAAAUAACGGCGGAGAUGGUCUGGUAUGCAGUCGACAUUUAAAAUUGUUUGGCUAUGAGCCUGAAAUUUACUAUCCAAAGAAGACGAAAAAUGAGCUGUAUCAAAAUUUGACCCAUCAAUGCAUCGAGAACGGCAUUCCUCUGGUGGAAAAGAUUUCAGACUUGAGACCGUUAAACGAAUACCUGCUCAUCGUCGAUGCUUUGUUCGGAUUUAGCUUUAAGCCACCCGUCAGAGAAAGUUUCAAAGAAAUAAUGGAUGUUCUCAAAAAUGCAAAUGUCCCCAUAUGCAGCGUCGACAUUCCAUCUGGUUGGAACGUUGAAACUGGCCCGUCUGAAGGCGAUAUUAACCCUGAAAUGUUGAUAUCAUUGACUGCGCCAAAGCUCUGCGCUCGUAGUUUCAAAGGAAAAUAUCAUUACUUAGGAGGGAGAUUUGUUCCAAAAAAAUUAGCGUUCGAAUAUCAGUUGGAUCUUCCUGAAUAUCAUGGAACUGACUUAGUCGUUGCUUUGUAAUAAAAUACUUUUUUAUAACUCUAAUAAUAUCGAGUGUUAUUUUUUCCCUGAAACUUACAACAUCGUAUUAGAAAUUUCUGAACUAUGUUUGUAAACAAUGGGAACUGCCUUGAUAAACUCAUUCUUCCAAAAAGAUUGGAUAACUGAUCUUUUUUUGUUGUCAAGACAAAAUGAAAAAAUAAACAACUGUUAUAUAGAUGCAUUCAUAUUAUUGUGUUGGUUGGAGAUGUUAUAUUCGGUUGUUUUUCUCUUUUCUUUUAUUUACGCAUCUUUAAAUGAUGAUAAUAUUAACAUUUUCUGACAAUAUUAUAUUAUAAUACAAUUAAUAUAAUAACACGCCACCAUUACAUUGUGGUAGAGUACGGUUUUGGGUGCCAGUUUUUCACGGUCUUUUUAUCAUGCGAUCAUUCAACUCAAUAGCUCAGAUCAACAUUUUUAUAUUAUCUAAAUACUGAGUAUCAAUCGUGUGAUGCUGCAUGUAAAUGUUGUAUCCAGCAAUAUUGUUAAAUUGCAUAUCUGCAUAUUUGAUAUAAUUACCACUUAUUUCGAAUACUAGGGGAGUCUUAGGCGUUACUUAUACAUUUUAAUAGAAGUGUCAAGAAUACCUCCUCGUAAUAACGUCAAAAGAUAUCGUGCGGAACAAGCUGUGUGUUCAUAUUUUCAUUAGUGCAAAAAGUAGCCAAAAUUGAAAGAUCAUAAGUAGAGUGUCUAAAUCUCCAUCAGAAACUUGAAAGCAAGUUUUAUCUAUUAUAGUCGAUUCAAUUUCAAAUUCUCGGGUAUACUAUUUAAGCUACAAUCUAGGCGCCGACUCCAUAUUUUGCCAGAGCUGGUUAGCUAACAAACUCUACAAUACACGUAGAAUUAUCAAUUUGGCAAUUAUUGUACUAUUACAUUUAAUCUUAUUCGCAGCCUCUCAUUAUUAUCGUUACAUCAGCCCGAUUGAACUAAGUUACCUGUAUUGGAUCGGGUAUAAUACUUUUAUUGUCAUCAUUCAAUACCUCGAUUAUGUUGUAUAUAAGUUUCAUCAAAGUUCGUAGCUUUCUAAAAUUACAUUUGCUUAUCAAAUAAUGUAAUAUCGAUUAGUUCUUACUAAUAGUUACUAGUCAAGUAACAAGAAGAUUCUGUGUAUGAAUUUUCAUUCAUCAAUUGAAACAUCUGCUACCACAACUUGUAUUUGUGGUAAAAAUAUAUUCAUAGAUAAUUUAGUCGAAGAAUGAAAACCUCAAUGUAAGUUAGUAUAUGAAUGAUAUUAUUUACACUAAAUGUCUUGAGACCUACGUCCAUUAGUUACAUACAAAGGAUGAGAUGAAAAUUAAAAAAUUGAGUGAUUCUCCCUAAUUGUGUUCAAUGCUCGAGCAAAACAUUCAAUGUAAUUUAUUUACGAUAAUAUUUGCAUUGGACUUAUCGCAAAAAGUUUUACAAGAUCCGGGGAGUAUUUUCGUACUUUCACCUUAUAAGGUAUCCAAACGUUGAAUUCUUGCUUAUUUUAUUAGAGCUGCUUCUUGACCACGGGCUUCUUUUUGUAUUUGGAAUGAUAGGCUGGCAAGACAUCGUAGAAAAAUUUACAGAACUGAAUAUCAUGACAGAAUUAUUGUCAACGAGAAGUAUAAUUCGGCAAGACAUGAGGCAUAAUUAACAAAUGCGCAGCAUAGUUUAAAGUGUCAUUACUUACAAGUGCACAGUCAAUAUCAACAUUUGUAAUACAUUAUUGAAUGUUACGUUUGAGAAAAUUUUAUUUUACUAUAACCUUCUGAAGUAUGUAUCAAUAAUCCUACAUGUUCAUUUAUUUCUUUAAUCUGUUUUACUGCAAUCUUUAGUUUCUUUAGAAUAUCUUCAGUAUGGCCUAUACUAAUCGUACGGCAUUCCAAAACUGCACU
Molecule: messenger RNA, 2736 nt
Organism: Neodiprion fabricii
Lineage: Eukaryota; Metazoa; Arthropoda; Insecta; Hymenoptera; Diprionidae
Gene: Naxe
Product: NAD(P)H-hydrate epimerase
Exons: 1
Coding region: 65-859 (264 amino acids)
Cellular component (GO): mitochondrion
Molecular function (GO): NAD(P)HX epimerase activity
Source: RefSeq, a predicted model, not a curated record